AUAGUUUAAAUUUGAAUAUAGAAUGAAGUAUUCAUAUGAUAUGAUAUUCAAUAUAUUUGACAAAUAGUUAUCAUUAGUUGAUUGUAUAGUUAGACAAGUGUUAGUAAUUUCGUUGUUUUAAUGUCUAAUCGAUUCAAUUAUUGAUAAACUGAUGACUUUUAGUACUAAACACUUAAAUAACUAAUAAUUUUGUUUUGAUUUCAAGUGAUUGGCAUUUGUUGUAAAAAUCUAAUAAAAUAUUGACCGCAAACUAUGGCCACUUUUGAUGCAUUUUUUCCAAACUUUAGACGCGAUUUGGGACUAGAAGUCUGUCCAUUCAAUUCAAAUCAUAAGAUUAAACCAUCAAAGUAUUCAAAACACGUGAAGAAAUGCGAACAAUUGAACCCCCAUUUGGUCAGAAAAGUGACGGCUUGUCCACCAAAGAGUAUGUUUAUAUCCAUUGAGUCGUUGGCCAAUACAGAUGACACGGGAUAUGUGACAUCUGAAUGUAAUUUAUCGGAUUCGRUCAAUUCGGUCACUGGUUUUAUCGAUGAUUGGUCUGACAAUAACAUAUGUUCGCAAAUUACUAAUGAUAACAAUAUAUCAGUCAAUGACUCGGCUAUUAAUAUAUUGGACGAACACAACGUUGUUGUCGAUGAAGUGGUACCGACUUCUUGUAUAAAUGAAUCAAAUAAUGACAUUCAAAACGAUGUAUUAACACUUGAAGAGAAUCUAAUUGAUUUGACUCCUGUUGUCAACAAUGACUAUACAAAUACGGCUCAAGAUUGUAAUGACUGGAACUGUGGACAACCAUAUUCUCUGAUMGAUACGACCAUUGAUUACAAUAAUUUAUGCGAAGACCAAAUGAGACAAUUGAUUGCAAAUGGUGUCGACACCAUUAUCUUGUGCCGUCUCAACAAAAGUCAGCGAAAAAAGUUUUAUCAACUUAUGAUUGCAGUCAAAGCUGAAUCAAAGGAACUAAAGAAUCGGGCGAUCAAUGAAUUGGUGGCCAUUAAGGACAACCAAAAGACAGAUAUUGACUACACUUGCGAUGAUAUCCGUAAACCACGAACACAUAUAAAUGAUUUAUUUAAAAAUUUGAAGAUUAAAAACAACAAAAACGAUACUUCAAAUAAAAUGAAUAUUAAUUUGGCAACAAAUGAAACUGUUUCGGAUAAAACUGAUGAAAGAGAUGGAAAAUUUGUUGAAAUAAUAAGAGAGUCGAUGCCAACAACCGAUAAAUUUUAUGACAUCCCAGUCAUUGAUUGUAACUCUUGUGAUCAUAAGAUAACUUUGACGCCCGAUGUCAUCAAACAAAUGAAGAUAUGGUGCUAUGAUUGCAGUGCUGUUAAGUUCGGGGGUUUCUUUGAGUGCCAAUCGUGUCAAUUAUGCGGUUAUUUGAGUGAACCCGAAAUGAAAGCCCAUCUCAACAAACAUUUCCCACACAUUAAUAUUAAUCAUUGAAUUAUAUAAUACCGGUAUUUUUCAAUUCAAUUAUUUGACUGACUUAUUAAAGUUAUUAUUAUUUUAAUUGUUAUACUUAUUAGUCGACAAAAAUUUUAUUAAAUUUUAUAAUUUAUUUCAUUAUUAAUUUUAUUGUUAUAGUUUUACAGUUAUAGUUACCAUUAUUAUUGUACUGUUU
Oppia nitens is the source of this 1621-nucleotide messenger RNA. RefSeq lists its product as uncharacterized. The coding region runs from base 253 to 1443 and encodes 396 amino acids. The record is from RefSeq and is a predicted model, not a curated record. Lineage: Eukaryota; Metazoa; Arthropoda; Arachnida; Sarcoptiformes; Oppiidae. The transcript has a single exon.